GUCCCUCCGCCCCGGACAAAACCAUGGCGAUAGCUGCAGUCAGCGAGGCGGAGACCCGGCUGUGCGGCAACUGCAAAAAGGAUGUUCCUGUUGCUAAUUUCAUCAUGCAUGAAAUCCACUGUAGCAGAAACAUCGAAGUGUGCCGUUACUGCAGUGACUUAAUCCCAAAGUCUGAAAUGAAGAACCAUAUUGAGUCUGAACACGUGCAGGUUACCUGCAAGUGUGGAAUGAAGAUAGAAAAACGUCUCUUCGAGGAUCACGAGGCGUCAGCGUGCCCUCUGCGUCCUGCCGUCUGCCAGUACUGUGACAUACAGCUCACUUUCAACAACCUCCAGGACCAUGAAAUUUACUGCGGAGCUAGGACUGAGAGAUGCGGUGGGUGCGGACGUAACGUCAUGCUGAAAGAUCUCAAAGAGCAUCCGCGAGCCUGUGGGCGAGAGGUGACGCGAGUAAGAGGAAGCAGAGCAGUGCCUCGCUUUGAGGAUGAGGAUGCAGAUUUGCACGCCCUUGGAGACAUUAGGAACCGACUGAGAUCAGAGGAUGAACUGGAGCAGCUGGAGAGAAAUGAAGACGCUCAUUCUUCACUUUAUGAAGAGUGGAACGCCGAUUUAGACUACGUGUUGGCUCUUAGCCUGCAAAAUGAGAAUAAUCCUCACGAUAAUUCUGCAGCUGAAAUUCCCAGUGACUUCUGGGAAAACUACUACGCCAAAGAGUCCGUGCCAUCGGCCCGUCUUAAAGAAACAGACAAGUCAAAUAUCUUCUCCUGUGACUCCUUAGUGUCUUUUAGCACGUCAAGCCAUGUAAAAAACGACGAGAUCAUCAUGUUGCCCUGUGAAUUUUGUGAGGAGCUCUACCCUGCUGACGAUCUGAUUCUUCACCAGACAGGUUGUAACCCAGCAAGUGCCUUUGCCUCGUUCAGUAAAAGAAGUUCUCCUCCAAAUCCACGAGAGCACGAUGGUCUGCGUGCCGUCAGGUCCAGAAGCUGUAGGUCUCUCUCUUCGUCCCAGCCCCGAGCUGUCCAGGCAGAAAGAAACGUCAUGAUUCCCUGUGAAUUUUGUGGCAUCCAGCUAGAAGAGGAGACGCUCUUUCAUCAUCAGCACCACUGUGAUCUGCGCCCGGCCAGCCCAGCAGCCGGCUUUCCAUCUCGGCAGCCGCUGUCUCCUCGAGGCAACGGAGAGAGAAGGGAAUCACCAGAGCUGGCUCGGAGACGAAUCAGGCAUCAAGGAGAUGUUUCUCCUCGGUGCACAGAAGGCUUUGGGCAGCAGAGGCCCAGCUAUCCUGCACGAGGGACCAAGUCACUGAAUAAUGUGGCAAACACCAGGAACGCGCCGUUGUCCUCUUCAGCGAGAGCUCGGGACGCUCCCGACUCGAGAGGGAAGCCCAGGAAGGUGGCUGGCGCUGAGGGGAGGCCGAAGAACAGAGGUGCAAGUGAAUCUGCAGGGGGGACAACGCCACGUGCGAGACCUACUCAGAACUUCCACUCAGAAGCCUUCACCUCCAGCUUCUCGAGAACUUCUCCAGCCCAACCCAGCACCAGCAACGGGGGAGCACGGAGCCUCGGGGCGGCGGAUGGCCCGCUCGGCUUCAGGCGCAGGAACACCAAGGCAAAAGCCCAGCGCCCAGCACCUGGUCACCCAGAGGAGAAGUGAGCCACCACUUUGGGAAAACGCGCUUGGCACGCCGCACCCUACCCCUGUGUGCUCUGGUACUUACCCGAGCGCAAGUACAUUCCCCUGUCGCCAGCUCAUUGAUGACCAGCUAUGAAUUUAAAUUUUUAUAGGCAGUGAUAAUUUUUUAUAUACGUAUGUAUUUUUAAUUUGGGAGAGUAUACUACAGGUUUUUACUCCUCUGGUCUGGACCAGCAACAUCCCAAGCCAGCAAGCGCACUUCUGCCUUGGGAACCACCUGGGUCCUGGCUCCAUCACACCCCGUGAAGAGAGAAAAGAGAAUUUUUUUUGUGGCGCUGAUCUUCAUGCCCGUGCCCUGCUGCUCCCGCGCACGGCGGUGGCCAUUCCAGAGCCAGCCAACGGUAGAUGGGAAGCAAAACCGCGGGGGGGGAGCGCUGGCCCUGGGAGCUUGCCCCCGGCCCUGCUGCUCGGCUGGAGAACACCCAGCCCGGCCCCUGCAGCAGCAAGAGCCGAAGGGGGGGGGACCGGGGGCGUCACCCCCGUCCCUGCAGCUCAGCCUGUUCCUAAAGCGUCGUGGUGUGCAGCAGCAGGGUGUGCGCCUCCGGCUGCACCUCACGGGUUGGUACAGGAUGGGCCCAGGCCCCAGAGGGGGAGUAUGAGGGCCGGGGGAGAAGGGCCGAGCCCGGGGCUGUGUUGUAAAACGCUUUUUACUGCUGUGUUAGUCCGUGCUUUUUAAAUGCCUUGGAAUAAAAUUUAUCCCGUGCUGUCCCCAAGCGCUGUGCCGCGAAGCGCUCUUACGGGAGGGUUGGGGGAUCAGCUGGCGCGGGUGGUGGGUACGUUUGUCACCCCACACCGAGCCUUAAUGUGUGUUCCCCAUUAGUGCCUGCCUCAGGGCUUUGGGCAUUUGCUCUCCCAGAGCUGUUUCAGCCCGUGUGGCGCGGCGUGAGGGGAGGGGUAAGGCAGGAGCUGGCCAGGCUGGUCUGGGCUGAUGCCCCUGGGCAAGCUCUAAUGGCCCGGGGCCAGCAGAUGGCACCAGCAGGGCUCAUUCGCCCCACGCUGGCUCCCCCCCACCCAGGCUGCAGCAUGGCUGACUGACCAUGGCCCAACUGCUCUUGGUUUUUAAAAGAAAGACAUUUUACGGCCGCUUCCACCAAAUGUAAGCAUUUAUUUUUACAAGAAAAGCAGG
Messenger RNA from Egretta garzetta (little egret), 2814 nucleotides. RefSeq names its product TRAF-type zinc finger domain containing 1 (gene TRAFD1). Gene Ontology annotation, molecular function: zinc ion binding. NCBI's taxonomy places the organism in Eukaryota, Metazoa, Chordata, Aves, Pelecaniformes, Ardeidae. Bases 24 to 1649 code for a protein of 541 amino acids. The transcript is spliced from 11 exons. The record is from RefSeq and is a predicted model, not a curated record.